AAAAUUUUAAAGUUUGUAAGAAAAACAAGCAAAAUCCAAACAUUAUGGUGCCUGAGGCGGAAAGUUUAUUAACCGCCCCUCCUUUGGGGCGCACCCAUACAAGGGCACCUUCUUCAACCUCUACGGCGGAUAUGAUAGAAGUGUCACCCUCUUGCUGCUGUCAGUGUCAUUGUCAGGACCAGCAGCAGCUGCAGUUUCAAUUACAACCUUCUGCCAGUGCCACAGCCACUUUACGUUCAAAUACAUCAGCCACAUUAUCGGCAUACUCGUGUAACACUUCCAGCUCCCAGCGUAAUUGUAGCCACUCCUGUGAUCAUCAUUUAGAUUUUAUGUGUGGCCAAGCAGAUUCAAGCUCAAAUUUUUUACCCGCUACACCCAACAGCAUCAGCAGCAAUAACAACAACUACACAUCAUCUCCCUCGUAUGCCUCGGAAGAUGAGGACAGUGUAUUGCGGUAUUCAUUCAAAGGUAUACCGCCCGAAAUGUAUUCAGCCAAAAAGGAAUUUAUCUACAGGCGACCGUUGGUUGAGAAACAGCUCGUCUUAAAGAAAACUUGUGAAUGGUGGUUUUAUAAAAAUAAAUGCAGCAACAUGUCGACGCAUUGGAAACAAAAUGCAUUUUUAAUACUCACCACCUGCAUUUUAAUAUUUUUGGGUUUAAUCAUAUUUUUCUGUCUGCCCGUAAAUAACGCGAAAUCCAAUACGCUAACAGAAUUGCCAGCCAUACAACAUAGCCUUAGUCCCCAGCACAAUUGGACGACAAUAACAACAGCAACAGCAACGAUAACAACGACAUCGAUAGCGCCGUUAGCCAGUAGCACGAGUAGUAGCGAUAAUAGAAAUAACAAUGACGAUCAUGAUUAUGGUGGGAACAGUGAUGAUCGCUUAUUCGACAUCACCGAAAUCACCACCUACACAAAUCAUACGUUUGAAGGCGACGAUGAUUGGAUUAUAGAAGAUGAUGAUAUUGAAAAUGAUAUUGACGAUAUUAAUAAUAGUAUACCAGAAGAAUUAACCAGUGAUUUUGUUACACCGAUUAAAGUUCAUAAUUUUAGUUUAAAUGCCGAUGAUUUAUUAUAUGAAUCAAAAAGAAAUUUAAAUACUCCUAAUAAUAACCAUAAUGAUUAUUUUUCCGCAUUUAGUGUGACGGGGACAUUUCGUAGUAAAUCUAGUCAAAUCUGGGAUCCUCAUCCAGAGUAUAUAUUGAAUGCAUUUGGCCAUCAAUUGCAUUUAAUUUUACAUCAAGAUACCUCAUUUAUACCACCAAAAACAUUUAGGGUCAUUAACAUUUUAAAUAAUCAUACUGAAGAGGAGGAACUAGUAGAAGGACAUUAUUUAGGUUGUUACUACAAAGGCUUUGUGGAGGGUGAUGAUCAAUCAGCAGUGGCCGUAUCACUAUGUCAUGGCAUGACUGGUUACAUUAAAACCAGUUUCGGCACGCUGCUCAUACAACCGGUCAGCAAUCAAACAUACGAUUCGUAUAAUGCCUCCGCAUCGUCUGAGAUUUUACAUAAAAUAUGGCGUCACUCAAGACGCAAUGCCAGACAUGCUGUCUCCGCUCUUGAACUCGAUUUGGAAGAAAUCGAACAGACUCUCUUGCCCAAAUUGCAUCGUAAGAAACGCGACUACGAUCGCAAUCUAUUCACCAUUGAGCUCUUGGUCGCUGUCGAUCGUACAAUGAAAGAAUUUCAUAAAGACGAUUUGACAUCGUACAUUUUGACAUUGAUAUCGAUUGUAUCGAAUAUAUUUGCCGAUGCCAGCAUUGGCAAUUCCAUUUACAUUUCGGUCGCUAACAUUUUGGUCUUGAACGACUUUAAACGUCCGCGCAGAAGAGGUGGCCAAGCGACCGCAUCGCAGACAUUGAAAGAAUUUUGUUCGCAUGUGGAGAAGCAUGGUUAUCAUUAUGAUACGGCAAUGUUAAUAACAAGAGAUCAAAUAUGUCGCAAAGAACGUGAAACCAAAUGUGAUACUUUAGGUCUAGCUGAGUUGGGUACAGUGUGUAAGCGAAAAUCGUGCUCCAUAGUGCAAGAUAAUGGAUUGCCAGCAGCAUUCACGAUAGCGCACGAGUUGGGUCAUAUAUUAAAUAUGCCUCAUGAUGACGAUGAUCGUUGUAAACAAUUUAAUAAGCCGGGUGUUAAGAGAAAACUCCACAUCAUGUCCAGUGUAAUGGGUGAUGAUAUACAUCCCUGGUCAUGGUCGGACUGUUCUCGCCAUUAUGUUUCUGAAUUUUUAGAAAAAGAAGAUGUUACCUGUCUCGAAGACACACCCACCAAAUUCAUACGCAACUACAAUACCCGGUUACCCGGUGAAAUCUAUUCGCUCCACCAUCAGUGCAAACUUAUACACGGCAAUCAGUCACGUUACUGUCACAUCGAAUCCGAUUGCAAACGUUUGUGGUGCAAAGCGAACGAUACAAAUGCCACCUGCCGUUCGAGUAAUUUACCCUGGGCCGAUGGCACGCCCUGUAAUGACAACCGGUAUUGGUGUCAAAAGGGUGAGUGUUUGCCGCGCGAAGGUCAUGUACGUAAAUUGGUUAAUGGUGGUUGGGGUCCCUGGAGUCCCUGGAGCCAGUGUAGUUUGACGUGUGGCGGUGGUGUGCAGGAGAGUCGCAGAGAGUGCGACAACCCGUUGCCCAAGAAUGGUGGUAAAUAUUGUACGGGCGCCAGGAAGAAAUAUCGUUCGUGUAAUACACACAAUUGUCCACCGGGUUCGAUGGAUGCGAGGGAGCAACAGUGUUAUCAGAUGAAUGGCAGAGAUUUUGGCAUUGGUGGUAUUGGACCGCAUACAAAGUGGAUACCGAAAUAUGGUUUGUCAUCCAACGAUAAAUGCAAUUUAUAUUGUCGCGUUGAAGGUAACGCCGUCUAUUUUCGUCUCUCCGAGAAAGUCAUCGAUGGUACCACAUGCUCAUUCGACAGUUUCGACAAAUGUGUCAAUGGUAUUUGCCGGCCGGCUGGUUGUGACAACGAACUCAAUUCUAUAGCAAAAUUAGAUAAGUGUGGCAUUUGUGAAGGACGCAAUGAUACAUGUGAAGAUUUUACGGGCAAUUUUUAUGUAUCGGACUUGUACAAGGUGCAGCCCAAAUAUAAAACGUAUUAUUAUCAUGUCACCACAAUACCCAAAGGUGCCUCCAACAUAGUGAUCGAACAGCCCGGUUAUCAUGACGAAAACUAUAUUGUACUGAGAGAUGAUCAAGGGAAUUCAUUACUAAAUGGAGCCAAUAUUAUCACCGCUUUUCCCAAUGUUAGCUUUUAUGCAGGUGUAGCCUAUGACUAUAAUGGCUCUAAAAGUUUUGUAGAAAGGGUCAAUACCACCUACACAAGAAAACUGAAACGUGACAUGACCGUUGAGAUCAUUUCCAUGAUCACCAGUGCCCAAAAGGACAAUGACACUUUGCUGAUGACCUACUCCUAUACCAUCGAUAAAACGAAUUAUGUGGAGCCUGAAAUUGAAAUCUAUCGCUGGGAAAUGCAACAGUGGAGUACUUGUGAUGCCUUGUGUCAUGGCAGCAUGCAUCGCAUGCCGGUGUGUGUUAGCACAACACAAGCCCUAAAAGUGGCGCCACAAUUCUGUGAUAUACAUGCAAAACCACCCACCGAAUAUAGAGAAUGUAAUACCGAUUGUAAUUUAACUUUAAAUGUCACCAGUAUUUCGGAAUGCUCGGCUUCAUGUGGUAUGCUGGGUACUCGUGAGAAAACUCACCACUGCAUACAAACAUUCCCCGAUAUGCAACGUUCAAACAUUGUGGACUUGAAAUACUGUAGUUCGAAGUUCGAAAUCAAAACCCAUGAAGAGUGUAGAGAAGGUUGUUGGGAGUAUACGGAUUGGAUGACGUGUUCCCGUUCAUGUAGCUAUGGAGUGCAGACUCGUAGUGUGGCCUGUUAUUUGAAUCAAACGUUUGUUAGAGAUGAAUAUUGUAAUUUGAAAACGAAAGCCAAUUACAGGGAAACUACCAGAGUAUGCAAUCUAGAGCCCUGUUCAACCUUCACUUCUACCACCACCAGCACUACAGAAUUUCCUUUAAUAAAAACUCCCCGCAAUGUGCCCAACAAUUGGUGGGCCAAUGAAUGGGGCAAAUGUGAUGACAAGUGUGAAAAGAAUCGUACGGUUAUUUGUCGCAGUGCCCAAGGCUAUGGCUGUCCGGUGGAGAAAAAGCCUUUAAGCAGAAGAAAAUGUUGCACCAUUAAAUAUGUAUCCAAUUGGUCGAAUUGUUCCGUUCAAUGCGGCAAUGGUACACGUCGCAAGGAAAUGCAUUGUGCCCGUGUCUAUAAGCCUGAAAUUAAGGGGGCACCCAAACGUCGAGAAUUUAUCGAUCCAUCGUAUUGUCGCCAUUUAAGGGUGCCCAAACCCAAACGCAUGCACAAACCUUGCAAGGUGGGUUGCAAGUGGUCCAUUUCCAAUUGGACUCAAUGUCCGGCCGACUGCAGUGACGAGUAUCAAUCACGUUCCGUAUAUUGUGAGUCCGUCUUGGGCAAUCCCAUCAAUCAUACCUACUGUGAUGCAGCGAACAAGCCGCCCGUGAAAAAGAUUUGCAAUAAUUGCGUUAAACGCGAAUACAAAGUCAUGUCCAGUUGCAACUGUGAAGGUUACCGCAGACGACGCAUGCUGUGCUACGAUUCGCGACGUGAACGCAUAGCCUGUCCCACCAAAGAUAAAAUCAUACGUGAAAAAUGUCCGCCACCACGCACCUGUUAUCCCUCCACUUGCUAUGAAUUGCGUCGCUACCACAAUGUUUAUGCCGACGGUGAGUAUACCAUCUAUGUUAGAACCGUGCCCAAAAGGAUAUACUGUCACAACAUGCACAGUUCGCCGCAAGAGUUCGUUACCUUGAACUCAACCGAAAACUAUUCGAUAUAUUACGAUUACAAGACACGUAAUCCAGACUCGUGUCCACCCGAUUCGGUGCAUCGUGAAUAUCGGGAUGAUACGUUGGAGUCGGGUCGUACGACAUUUAAGAAAAUACGCAUUGAUAUGGCCACAUUAAGAGUGUUUGAUAGUGAUUUUACGUUUGCCGAGAGUAUAGGAACGCCGCAGCCCUAUGGUUCGGCGGGUGACUGUUACAAUCGUCGUAAACAAUGUCCGCAGGGUGGUUUCUCGAUAAAUUUGGAGCAUACAGGAUUUAGACUGAGGCAUGGCACAGUCUGGCAGGCUAUAGGUAGUCAUGUGGUUAUGAAAGAGUCACCUUCGAAUUCCUUAAUGUCACAUCGUGCUUUAUGUGGCGGCUGGUGCGGUGGUUGUCGAAUAGGUUCCAAUUCUGCGCUCUACUUAAACGUGUGAUUCCACGUAGCGUUUGGAAAAACUCAGCCUCCCUAAGGCGGUUUUCUUUUACAAAUUUUGUAUUUGUUUUGGUGCUAAAACUGCUGUUUUCGACCUGUUUUUUCGCUUCGCAUCCCAACGAGAAACGACAACGUCGAAAUUGUAUUUUAUGCAUUUAUUCCUUGAUAACAAAAAGUUCCUUUUGGUCUUUUGUAAGGAUUUUUUUGUUUAAUUCAUUUUUAACAAAAUCUUAUUAACACUUUAAACUGGAAAAGAGAAAUCCUUGUAAUGCCAAAGACUUUUAGGGAUUUUUGAAACAUACCAAUACAAAAAACACUCACUUUUAUACACACACUCUCACAUACACACACACACUCACUCAAACAUACAGAGGCAAACCUACCACGAAACAAAAAAAAUUUAAAUGUGAUUCACUCCAAAAAUAUGAAAAAAACGAACACAAAAUGGUGUAAUAAGGCCGAGAAAUUUAUUAUUUUGAAAAAGAAAAAGGCCAUAAACUUCUUAUUUCUUUGUUUAAAAAAAAAUAGGAGACUUCAUUUAAAAUUAAUUAACACACAAAAACACCAAACUAAACAUUUCUAAUACAAUUCCUGAAGAAAUUCGAUAAAAAAAAAUCAAAGAUUCUAGAAAAACUCAAGAAACUAUUUAGAAAUGUGGCAACUAUUGAAACAACAAAGCAGCAAUAAAACGAAGAGCAAUUUACUCAUUUACCGUAAUAAUUCUAUUAAGCAAAAGAGAGAGAUUUACUAAGAGUGUUUAAGAGAACUCUUUUCAUCUCUACCUUUAAUUUAUUUUGUAUUUUUAAACACUUUUAAAGUUGAAUUUUAUCAACUUUUAUAUAUUUAUAUUAUUUUACUCUUAAUGUUAAUGUUAACUUUAGAUUUACUUUUAAACAUUUACCAUAAAUAUUUUUAUUUAAAUAUUUAGCUAAAUCCAUUUAUAUAAUAAUUUAAUACGUAUGAAAUAAAAAAUACAUUUAUUUUGUAUAAUUCUUAAUUCUUAACAGAAAAUAAUAAUAACAAAUUUAUAUACAUUAGAUUGUCUCUAAGAAAGUUAAAUUGAUUUUAUAGUGAAAUAUAUGGAAAUAUUUAAGAAA
Calliphora vicina (urban bluebottle blowfly) is the source of this 6369-nucleotide messenger RNA. It is a transcript of the gene AdamTS-A, whose product is annotated as ADAM metallopeptidase with thrombospondin type 1 motif A. Gene Ontology annotation, cellular component: extracellular matrix. Gene Ontology annotation, molecular function: zinc ion binding; metalloendopeptidase activity. NCBI's taxonomy places the organism in Eukaryota, Metazoa, Arthropoda, Insecta, Diptera, Calliphoridae. The record is from RefSeq and is a predicted model, not a curated record. The coding region runs from base 45 to 5273 and encodes 1742 amino acids. Gene Ontology annotation, biological process: extracellular matrix organization; proteolysis. The transcript is spliced from 19 exons.